This is a messenger RNA of Penicillium nucicola, 1650 nucleotides long. RefSeq names its product peroxisomal biogenesis factor 3. Gene Ontology annotation, molecular function: protein-macromolecule adaptor activity. Gene Ontology annotation, biological process: protein import into peroxisome membrane. The coding region runs from base 1 to 1650 and encodes 549 amino acids. NCBI's taxonomy places the organism in Eukaryota, Fungi, Ascomycota, Eurotiomycetes, Eurotiales, Aspergillaceae. The record is from RefSeq and is a predicted model, not a curated record. Gene Ontology annotation, cellular component: peroxisomal membrane. The transcript has 3 exons.
AUGAUCGGGGCGACGAAGCGCUGGUUCCAGCGCAAUCGCAAGGGUCUGGCGAUCGGGGCUGGGGUGAUUGGAGCUGGCUACUUGGCCGGACAGUAUGUCCUAUCCAAGAUCUCUGAAGCUCGGGAGCGUAUGAGCAGUGAUCGGAUUGCUCGCGAAAAUCUGCGCCGGCGAUUCGAGCAGAACCAAACCGAUUGUACCUACACCGUCUUGGCGCUAUUGCCGACAGCUACCGAGAAUAUAAUCGAGGCACUCCCCGUCGAGGAAUUGACCAAGGAACUGCAGAAGAAGCGGGCGGAGAGAUUGGCUCGGUUGAAUGCUGGCGAGGCGACGGGCUCAGAUCUCAGCUCGGUGUCGCCUAGCCUGCCAGACGAUGAUCGGAGCUUCCAGACGGAGAGUUUUGUGCAUACCAGCCAGGCUGGAGAGUCUCCCGUGGACUCGGAGGGACAACCCCGACCCAAACGGAACAAGACUCAACUGUGGAAUGAGGUUAAGAUUAGCUCUGUAACUCGGUCGUUUACUUUGAUCUAUACGCUCUCUCUGCUUACUAUCUUCACUCGCAUUCAACUCAAUCUUCUUGGCCGCCGGAACUACCUCUCCAGUGUGAUCUCUCUCGCUACGCCGCCUGUCAACGAGUCAACUAUCAGCUUGGAAGACCACGAUGAUGAACUCACCCAAACACUGGGUGAUGACUUUGAAACCAACCGACGAUACCUCGCCUUCAGCUGGUGGUUACUCCACCGCGGAUGGAAAGACUUGAUGGGAACAGUCCAAGCUGCCGUGGAAGAAGUUUUCGGACCAUUAAACCCACGCGAAGACAUCAGCCUGGCCAAGCUCUCCGAGCUGACGCUCCAGAUCAGAAAGAAGGUAGAAGGUAGCACAGAAGAUGAGCGACGCAAUCAGAAGUGGAUGUCCUGCUUGCUACCUCCAGCAGAGGAAGAGGAGUACGUGCUGCGCGAGUCAGGGGUUGAAGGUGUGGCAGACCCGACCUCAUCUCAGACAGCGUCCAAGCUGCGGCACUUGCUAGAUGAGACUGCCGAUCUGAUCGAUUCGCCUUCCUUCUCUUAUGUUUUGACCCUUCUCAACAACGAAGGUUUCUCUACCCUGAUAGACCAAAGAUGCGCCAACGAUGCAUUCAAGGCGCCUACCAGUGCCCCCGAGACUGCCCCCAUGUCUUUCGACUCCGUCGCCACAGUUAUACCAUUAACUGCCAACGCUGAACGCAAGACAAAGCUUGCCAACCUUUUGGCGGUCAUGGCCCGCCAAGCACACGUGAUUGGCAACGGCACCCACGCACCGAAUGAGUAUCUAGUCGCUAUGGAUCAGAAUGUUCGAGAGCUUGAGGCGUUUUCUGCCGUGGUCUACAGCUCGAACUUUGAUCUGGAACUUCUUGGUGCCACGGAUAAGGCGGCAGCACCUGCCAGGGAAACGGAUCUGGUAGACUCCGAACCUCUGUCGUCGUCCUUUUCGCAGGUGCUCGUCGAGCGUGAGGCCGAGCCUGAGGUGCUUGAUGAUGAGAUCGAGAAAUCACAGAAGGUCGAGCCUGAGGAGCCGAGCUCCAAUGAGGCCUUGGCUGAUUCGGCCUUUGAUGAUGCUUGGAAUAAAGCAAAUAACGGAGACUCAGCCCCGGAGGAGUCCCGGGCGACGCAGUGA